GAUCCAAUUAAAUGGCGUUGUUCGAUCAUGCAAAUUUUUAAAUGAAAUCGAACGACGCGAUUUGAUUUUCGUAUUGUGAUCGUACACACACGUAAAUCGAACGAAACCAGAUAUCGUUCCGGGGUCUAGAAGUCGGAUUAAGUUUUAGAUUCGAAAACAUAUCUUGCCCAUUAACGGCAAACGAGGCUACAUUGCAUCGACUCGAGCGCGCGUAUUUGUCAAUGUAGCACGUCUUCGAAGAAUCGUAGCGAGAAUAGAUACGCAUUAAAUGCUCGCCUUUCGCGAGUAUCCAUCCAUAUCUCUUCAUUCUUUAUUCCAUUCUUCUUAUUUAAUUUUUCGUCAAUAUUUAUUUCCUUUAUUAGAAAACUACUUUAUUAGAGACUUAAGCGUAUAUGAUUUUUACGAAUUUCAUUCAUUCGUCUCACAACCGAAGAAAGAAUUGAAUAGGAACGAAAAGGAAUAAUUAUCCGAUUCGUCGAUCUCGAGACAAAAUUAAGUGAAUAUCAGAGAGAGAAAAAGAAAGAAAAAGAUCCGUGUCCAGUCGUAUAGUAGUUGGUAAAAAAUUGGCGCGUGUUAGGGGCUGGGAAAUGCAUAGAUACGAGGGAUGUAGCUAAGCCCACGCUCUUUCGACCGAUAACUCCGCGGACGAGUGGCGAAGAUCGGUGGUGAGAGGGUGAUGGAAUGAGAAAGAGAGGGAGAGAGGAAAAGAGGCACGUGGGACAAAAGAGAAGUCGGGAUUGGUUAAGCCGGUUGGAAAAGCCCGCCUGGCUCCUCGGCCGGCCGGCACUUCGCUCAGUUCUCCACUGCGCUUCGAACGAACAGGAGCUUUCGCCAAACUGACUCGAUCGGGGAGUUACUUUCCGCGAUUUAUUUCGGUUGUUACAUCGCAUCAUUACAAGAUAACGCACCUUUUUCUCUCUCUCUCUCUCUCUCUCUCUCUAUUUCUCUCUCUUUCUCUCGUAUUUCAUAUUUUUCUUUUUUUUCUUUUUUUUCUUAUCAAAAGACGAGACACCUUUUCGAAUAUUUUUUUUCAACAAGCCCUUUCCGCGGUUUCGUUUCGGUCCCACUUUUCGACUUCUUACAGCAGACUUCCUCCUCAGCUCUUGUCCACAUACUCGUCCUCGUCCUUGUCCAAGUUAUCGUUCCAAUUUUGUUCGGAGGACAAAUACGAGAAACGAGAAACGAGAAGAAAAUAACUAUGCCCGUGGACGAAAAAGCAUCGUUAUUUUUCGUUUAGGAUAUCUCGAUAGAUUUACAGAUUUAUCGUUCCCAAACGAAGAAAGGAUUAAUAAUAAUCGGACGAGAGGAAAGGAUUCGCUACGGAAAGCGAAAAUGCCGGGGAGAUCGGCGGAUCUAUAUAAAUGGUUAUUCUUGGCAGGAUUGUUCUGCUGUUCGUCCUGUCAAAGUGUUUCUUCCACGUUUGAAAACAAGACUGGCCAGAAUGAGAGCAAACCGCGCGUGUUUUCGCUCAGAAUGGAUUACGACGAGUGGACGCCGCUUGGACGCGGCGAUCCCCUGAAGAACAAUCCUACCUUCGAUUACGUCCCCCCCGUGCUGGACAGGGUUCAAUAUUGGCUGGAUUCUCACACGACCGAGCCGUCCACUAAACGGGAUAUUCUCGUCCUCGGUGUAACCGCGAAGAAGACCAGCCCGAAGAUACCGGAGCAAUUCUUGAAAUUCGUGGACGGGCCGAAAUUCACGAGAUCGAGUCACCAGGAUUCCGUUUCCUCGUACAGGAACGACUUCACCGGGAGCACGGGGGCGGAACCGCCAAAACUGGUGCGGACGAGCAACUUUAGGAACGGGCCCCUCGACUACAGGAAUCAAAACAGGAUUCAAUCGAUACCGUCCAGCUACUACCCGAGCCCGUUCUACAAUCAAAAAACGAAACCUUACACGAUGAUGCUUCCCCCACCGUUGACGCAGAAAGACAAGAUCGUGAGCUUCGUCGAGCCCACUCAGCAAUUCAACACUCAAACGGAGGAAGGGCCGGUGCUUCAGGAUGCGCAGUUCUACGCGCCUCUAGCGCCCUCAAAGACGUACAAUCAAAAAUUGCAAACCUCGCAAUUGAAAUUCCCUCCGAGCAAAAGUCCGAUCUCCACGCAGGUGGAGACGAUCAAGAGCGUGUACGGGCCUUCGUCACCGCAAUCCACCAGACCGAAGCACGAAACCGCGACGACACCAUCCGUCUCCCUGGAAAAGUCCAAUUUGAUAUAUCAGUCGACCCAAACUCUUUCCGGCGGAUGGCCCCCCUCACCAGGUGGCGGCCCCUUAUCGACAUCGACCACGUCGAACGGUGUCCGCCAGGCCACGGAUUAUUCGGGCCGCGAUCAAUACGAAUCGAUCGACCACCAAGCGGCUGCAUCCUCGAAUCACGAGGUGGUCGUGGAACAAAACGCGAACAUAAUAGUCGACGGGGAUAGCAACGAGAACGAAGAGGUAGUGGUCGGUCAAAAAGGUGUGGAUACAGCGUCCCCUGUCACGAUCUCGAUGACGACUACCACGACGACCGACUCGGUCAACGAUGGAAACGAAAACGCGGAGGACGAGUCGAUCACAUCGCCCGAGAAGAUGCACAUCGUCGUCGCUAAUUCGCCUCACGGCCUCACCGAAACAGAGGCGACCCACGAGGCGAAAAAAGGGCCGGUGGCGGUGGUGAUGCCGGCCAAUUACUCGGAGAAAAAAGUGACUUACGCGACAUCUUCGAGCUCGGUGACGCCAGCGAUCACAGCGGUGGAGACAAUAGCGACCUCUAGUCUUCCGGAAAAUUCGACGACGAUGACGGAGACGGAAACGUCGAGGGUCGAGUUUCAACCGAUUCGAAAUUCGGCGAUCAGAGGAUCCUCGAUCGUCUCGGAGAAUUCUCAAUCCCUUUUAUCCCCGAACAAGAUGAUGUCGGGUGUUCAACAGCACGGGAUGCAUUUCCACUCGACGAUGGCUCCUCCAUUUUCGUCCCGGCGCCCCGUCGAUUCUUCUUUGCUCGGAUUCGGACCACCGCAAGCUCCCCUCUCCUCCAUGAUGCAUCCACAGACCAGGCCCAACCAUGGAACGAUGCACGUUGUCGGCGGUAUGCGUCCAACCGUCGGUUUCCGCGCUCCAGCCUCGAUGCCCAUGUUCCCACCGAUGACGCAUAUGCACGCGCCACCGCCUAUGAGAUCGACCAUCGAUCACGUGGACCAUCAGUCGGGGGCGCAUCGGUCGCCGCAGUUGCACAAUUUCCCCGCUAUGUCGCCCGACUCGCAGCCACUCCCUACUUUGACCGCGCACUCGAUCGGUCAAAGCGAGGAGCACUAUUUCGAUCGACACCGAUCCCGCAUUCCGGACACCAGCACCGCGUCCAUCUUCACCACGCCUACCGCACCUUCAUUCUUGCCUACCGUCUCGUCCUCGGCCGAGAACUCGCCCGUGCCUCUUUUCGACGGGCACACUCGACACUCGGAAAUGAUAGACCGUGCCCCGGUAAAAAUGGGCACGGAGGGAAAGAGGGAAGAGGAGGACGAAAAAGAGGAGGAAGAGAACCUAAAAAACGCAUCGACCACACCGCGAAUCACUACCAUGCCGAGCUUGACCACGGAUCCAAUUUUCUCCCAUUACAAACAACCGGCCAAACCUAUUCGUGGCCCGAUGUAUCUCAUCAUCCAAGGUCAUUCGAAGGUGAAGACUUACAAGCCCACGGUGAGCAAACACGGUAUACCUGUGGAGGGAAACGAGAUCUUCGAGGGAAGCGCGACCGAGAGGCAAUUGUCGAAAUUCGAACAAUUCGUCCAAGAGAACACGAGGAACAACAAUCGCGCGAACCAGGCUGUGAUCGAGAAGAAGAAAGCGGAGGAAAAAGCGCGUAGCGAGAAACUCGCGCGAGCGCGUCAGAAUGAUCUUAUGAGCCUGGUCGAGAGUGGUUUAGCUAGCUUCACCGUGCCACCUUCUUCCUCCACGACGGAGGACGAGCAUCGGGUAAACUCGGUGACAACGAUCGAGAUAAACGGCAAUUAAAACUGUUCCCGGUGGAGAAAGAUUUUUCUUUCAGACGUUACUUCCAAGUCCCACAGGAAUCCGACGUUCCACGUUCUACGCGUAGGAGAAACAGCCGUGAAAUGAACGACACGUCUUGGUCAAACAAACGAAUUUGCGGUAGCUAAUCAAAAUAUAAGAUGAGAACAAGGAUGCGAGGAAAGUUGGUUCGAUCGUAGCUUACUUGAUAAUAUGUAUUUAUUUAAUUCGCGUAGAAUUUCACUCGAUCGAAUUUCCUCACAAUUUUUCAUGCGUUGUUUAAUUAUUUUACUCAUGUAAUAUUACGUUCGUUAUCGCAGAGGCUCACCGUGGCAGAUCCGCGAGCUAUCGAUCUUAGCCACGGUCUCGUCUUCGAUACGAGAACGCGCGCCAAUUUCUAAUGUGCCAGUAUACGUAGACCAUGAGCGCGCGUGCAGAAUGAAUGCGUAUAAAUUAAUACACGCAUGCAUAUAUAUAUAUAUAUAUACACGUAUGUGAAAUAUAACAUUGUCACGUGUCGUGACAAAUUGCUCAACGAACCUGUUUCAAAGAUGUACACGAUUAUGUAAAUGACUUUUGAUAGAAUAUUAUUGCACACAAUCGAUCAUUAGAUAGAGGUUAGAAAAGUGUUUCAAUUGGUGCUGCUUGUUACUCGAACGAGUCGAUUGUAGUUUGAGCAUACAUGUGCAUAAAAGGAACAAUGUUGCUCGUGAGAAGUAUUUAUCGUAAUAUACAUAUAAUAAUUAACGCGAUCAACGUAUUUAUCAUAUCGUUAUAUUGUUCAACAUUUGUAUGCUCUCGAUUCUGCGCGAUCGAUAACUUAAUAAGUAAAAUGAUAAUUCUACGAAAACGUAAAACAGUAAUGUAAGAAUCAAAUUUAUAUAGAUGUUGUCAUUGCAACUUUGUAUUAUUAACGCUAAUUUUACGUCUAUCGAUCAUCGUGUUUGUUAUCGAUAUCCAAUAAUUGUAUUUCGUUCGUUUCAUUUUUAUUCGCUUGAAAUUGGUUGCGAUUGUAAUAACGGCGAUUGUGUCGCCGCCUGUUAUUCGAGUUGCACAUUUCGCGUUGUAUUUGCACGAGAUACAUCACUUAUUCAGACGUUAUAUAGUGAAAAAAGGACUAUUUGUGCGUGGUAUCGCGAUCGCUCGUGUACUCGAGAUUACAAAUGAUGAUGAGACAGAUUCAAAACAUCAUUUUCGUACGUACUCUAUGUAUAAGUGUGUACUUUGUUACGUAUGAUGAAUUGUACCUGACGGUCACACGUUUUGUUGAUUUUCCGUUUAUCAAUAAAUUAUCGCAUUAUCGGUUACCAUGUGUCUCGUAUAAAGCUUAGAUUCCAUAGAAUUGUGACUUGAUCGAACUUUGCAAAAUCGAUCCGUAAUCCGAAAAUAUGUCACGUAAUCGAUGCAUCGAUAAUUUUUUUAUCGAACAACAAUAGCAUUGAAUUGGAUCGAGGAGGAAAGGUAAUCGAUUACACGCCCAUUGGAUAAUUUAUAGCAAAUAAAGGUCUUCGGGAAUAUUCGUUUGAAAUUCAAAGCUGCCGAAAUGGUAUUUGGUUACGAUUUAUUGGCAUUAAUGAGCCUUAAUCCUCGAUUUCGAUUCGUUUUUGAUUCUUUGGAACUCUUCAAUGAAUAAGUUAAUGAAAAACGAAAAAAGAGAUACAAUUUUAUAUGGUAUAUAAUAAAACCGAUAAUCUGAUCGAACAUUUCGGAUAAGAUAUUACGUUUUUCAAACGAGAAAGUUUCAAUCCAAAUCGUGAAUCGUUGCAAUCACAAGAGCGAAAUAGUCAAAAUUGAGGAAUGACAAGAAGAAAGAGGUUAGAAAGAAUCGAGGAUUCAUAAAGAAUAUCAAUUUAAAAUUAAUUUAGUAUGUCGAUAACAUAAAUCUCUCGUUGAGAGAUUUCUGCUUUUGCGUAUAGAUGUACGUACAUGUCGAGAAAAAAAUCGAUGAAAUAUACCGAUACAUAGAAGAGAGCCGACUCUACCGGCCUCAUUGCACCACUGUGGAAACUAGAAACCAGCCGUAAAAACUAACCCAAUAUCGGUGUCUCCGUACCUCUCUCUAUGCCUCUUCUCUAUGCCCCUUCCGAGUCCUCUUUGGCCUUGCUUGGAACCCACGCAUAUCUCUAGCUUUCCGGCUAUCGAUGCGUCCGGAAUUAUCAAGAAGACUAUAAAAAAGUUUAAUUUCAUUCUAAAUCAAAAAAUAAAGAGACAGGGAAAAUGAGAAAUCAGCGAUGCUGGGAAAUUGAACAUUAUCCUAAAAAUUUAAAUGGAAAAAAAAAUUUUCUAAAGUUUCCACGAGUCACAUAAGAUCUUUUUCGAAAAAAUAUAUAUACACGAAUAUAUACCAUAUUACAUAACUUUUCUUUCGAAACUUUCUUUUUUACAUACUACGUAUAUAUAUAUUUCUUUUUAUCGGAAUUACAGUUUCCUUCGAUUCUAUUUUUCAACGAAUAUCUAUUUACUUCGAAGUGGAUACAAUGGAAAUGUAGGUAUGUAGUGGCGACGAGUGGCUCAGACCGGUAAACUCGUGGAAAGAAACAAAAUAGUAAAAUACGUGAGUUCCAGAAACACACUGACGACUCGCCGUUUCCUCGUAUAGAUGGCUUCCUGUCGCACGAAUACCGAUUGUCUUCCUCUCAUCCAUACGUAUGAGAGACCAACCGACUAGCUGCUUUUAUCCGCUAUUUACAGCCGAACAACUAACGAGUUCUGUGCGACACAUCUCACUCGACUUUCAAUAACCUUAUUGGAAUGCUUCAUGGAAUGCGAAAAUUGCAUUGUUUGUCGCGAUGCAUUCGCAGUUUAUCACAAAUUGAAAAUAUAUUAACAGUAAUUAAAUUUCAUUCUAUGCAUUUUUUUCUAACCAUCAUGAGAUAAAAGAUAGAAUAUAUUUUUCCUCAUCUCUCAUCUAUAUUCGAAUCCUCUUGAUUUUUCUUCGAUUUUUUUCCUCUCAAUUCCUUGCACUUAAUGUUAAUUUCUCUUUACACAAGUUCUUCCAAUUAUCGUUCACCUGUACGCUAUGAACGAUGUUAUGAUCGAUCGAACCACUUCACGUCACGCGAUAUCUUAUCAAAUAGUAAAAGUGUUCAGAAUGUGAAAGUGGAAUAGGAAUUACAUCCUGGUCGGGUGAAGCAAGUUCGUAUUACAUAUCUCGUCGCGUGUCGUAAGAUACAGGUUGAUUACAAUUAAGUUCGAUCCGCAAAAAGAACGUUAAGUGGACAGAUUCGAAAAACAUCCGUUGUUUACCAUUAGUCAUUGAAUACCAAAAGAAGAGAAAGUCAACCAUAGAUUUGAACUGCGCGAGGAAAGUGUCGCUUUGAUUCCGGGUACGCCAUUUUUUCCUUACUAUCUUUUAUUCACUUGUAAUUAAACACUAAAGUAUUUGUUCGAAGAAAUUAGAAAAAUAAUUGCUUCGCUUUAAGUU
Molecule: messenger RNA, 7411 nt
Organism: Apis laboriosa (Himalayan honeybee)
Lineage: Eukaryota; Metazoa; Arthropoda; Insecta; Hymenoptera; Apidae
Exons: 4
Coding region: 1333-3990 (885 amino acids)
Source: RefSeq, a predicted model, not a curated record